Molecule: messenger RNA, 3153 nt
Organism: Lodderomyces beijingensis
Lineage: Eukaryota; Fungi; Ascomycota; Pichiomycetes; Serinales; Debaryomycetaceae
Source: the annotation of a GenBank genome assembly
AUGGGUAAAGUCAGGUCAAGGGCCUCAAAAGUUUGCGUGUUUUGUAAAAAUCGCAAGGUCAAGUGCGAUUUGGGGAAUCCGUGUUCCACGUGUGUCAAAUAUAAACGGAGUCCAUGCGUUUACGCGGCGGACACUGCUGACCAUGAAGGAGGCAAUGGCGAAUGGGCCAAGGAGCUGGCCCAUAGCAAGGGCACAAGCAACGGGAAUGGCCACCCGCAAAGUGGUUUAGGCAACUACUCAGCUCAUUCAAGUUCCUCCACCGUCCCCACAGUUCACAGCUCGACGUUUUCCACCAGUUCGUCUUUGAGCUCAAAUGCUUCAAUGCCUGCAUCGUCGACGAGUUUCAAUUUCAACUACAACCCUGAAAAGAGCUUGUUUUCACCGCAAACAAGUUCCGAUUCUGGAAGCGUGGGCGGAGUGCAAGAUGAAUUGUCCUUGCUCAAGCAGAAACUAAACUCAUUGGAGCAACAACUCACAAUGAAGCAACAGCGACUGCAAAACCAUCUCAACUUGUCACCAACCAAUGCCCAGUCCACCACGAUGUUCCAGAAACAAUUUGGCGAACAGGUUUCGCUAAACACGAGUGACCAUGCUGCUUUUGCGGCAAGAAUGUCCACCAUUCCUCAAUCUCCAGUUGACUCGGAGAAUAGACCAAUUGAACUCAAAUCGUUGUUGGGCUUCAACCCAAUCGAUAGCGAAGAAGACCUGAUUGACUUUCACGACAAUCCAACUCGAGAUGCUCAAUCUUUUGGAAGAAAGAACUUUGGCCCUUUGGCAUGGAAGAGUUUAUUGCGAGUCGAUAACGCAAUGGUUCCCGUUUGGACACAUAUGGAUGCCAUCAAGAACAAGUACCGAGGCAAAGGCUUUUUACCACACGCCGAAGAAAAUGCAGCUCAAGUGGAAAAAGAGUUCACCGAGAAAAUUUACAAUGACGAAGCCGAUGGUGAAGUGAGACCAUAUCGAGACACGGCAGUCAAGCCCUUGUCGCAAGAAAAAAAAUUGAACAUUACUCAAGAGAAACUUAAUGAAAAAGCCGUUUGCUUGGGAUUGGCCUUUUAUCAAGGUGGGUUGGAUGCCGAAAUGGAAUUGGUGGAAAAGAUUAGACUCGUGUUGCCAAAGCAAAAAGUGCUUUGGAAAUUGUUCAAGAGAUUCUUUGCUCAAUUGUAUGUGGCUAUGCCCUUUUUGGACGAGAUGGACUUGCAAGACCAAAUCCAAAAGUUGAUUGGCGCCGAAGAUUACCAAGCUGUUAAAGUGACGGUUAAUGUUGAAAAAAAAUUGGAUUUUGCUUAUUUGGGAAUAUUGUUGAUCUUGCUCAGAUUCAGCUACAUUUCAUUGUUUUCUCACGACUCGUCAGUCAAUGAGAUCAAUUUCCAAACCGAUGACCCAUGUCCGCAAGCUCAGUCGGUCAAGUUUUUGUUGAAUCAUCCCAUCAACAUUGAUGUCAUUGAUGUGGCACAAUUGUGCCUAGACCAGUUCAACAUUGCUAGAAGUGCCAGUAUAACCUUGUUGCAAUUGGCGUUGAUGAUGAGAAUCUACCAUCUGUUGGCACCCGAGGAUGGCGACGGUAUCGAUGGCGGCGAUGCGCGUGUUGCCAAUGCCGUCUUGAUUCAAAUGGCCAUUUCGAUUGGCUUGCAUCGAGACCCGGACUAUUUCCACGAGAGCUACAAGGAUGAGCGGCGCGACAAUUUGGGAAGAAAGCUUUGGUUUUUCUUGCUCAUCCAGGACUUGAACUAUGCCUUGGCCAGUGGAUCGCGCAUGACUCUUGGUCCCGAUGACUUUGACACAAAGCCCCCUUUUUAUAAACCGGGUAAUCAGAAUGUGAGGGAUGUCGAGCUAGAAAAAAUUGCCUCUAGUUGUUUUCCCGACUUUGAUGUUGUUUACGGCCUGAUGACAAAGUUGUUUCGUCUUAUUUCAAAAGUCCGAGGAACGGUUAAAUUGAAAGAGUUGACGGAAACACUCAACCCUUUGGAAAUACACUUUAAAGAAAACUAUGGCAGCUAUGCUCAUGACUAUGCGUUGGACCAAAACCCCAAGCAUGCCAUGCCCAAUGCAAUCAAGUUGAAAAUUUACUUCCAGGCCAGCUUUUUCCUAGUGUCGAUUUACCUUCACUUGUUCAACUACUAUGAAAAAAAAAACAACUUGCAGCUUGCAUUCUACUAUAUCAAGAAAAUGUUGGUUGUGGUUAUGGAUGACGUUAUGCACUGCUUUAGUCGGUGUGUCAGUCACAAUCAAAACAUGUUUAAGAACUCGAUUGACUUGAUUGCUACUCCGAGCUUUGAAAUGGUUGCCCACAAGUCCAUGGUUGUUCUUUGCGGAGUCUACUUGAGGCUCAAGUAUUGGACUCAUUCUAUGCAAGAGCUUUAUGAUCACGAUACUAAGAUGAAGUCCCUCGACUCGAUGGACAUUGGGUAUCAAACACAGUAUCAAAAGUUGGUGAAUUUCACCGACUUGUUGAGGAAAUGCUGGGAUACUUAUCGAGAUGGAAUCGCCAAGCUUUCCCACAGAUAUUACUAUGCCUGGGUUGUGACAAAAGCACAGAGCUUUUUAAAAGUGAUGUUGACGGACGAGUAUUUUGAAACGUACAAGCCAUCGAUCAUGUGUCCGCCGUUUACGAUUGAGAUGUUGACCGAGUUGGAGCACAUUGCUCAAAACUCGUUAACGAGGAUACAAAAGAUGAAAAAGGUAAGCAAGGCAGAAAAGACAAGAAAUUUGGCCAAAAGCUGUUGUUCGCUUGAACCAAACAACAACAACAACAACAAUAACAACAGCACCACCGAAGAGCACGUGCUCCAUCACAAGAAUUCUGUUGCAUCUACAAGUAGUUCAGAGGAUUAUAGGCCCAACGAUCAAGUCGACACCAUAUGGUUGCAAAUGAUGAAUAUGAAGAAUCACGAUACUUCAAGCCGGUUUAUUCACGAUUCUGGCAUGAAUCCCGUUGUUGCUCAGACGCCCAGUAUUUUCCAUAGUAUGGAUCCCAAUGCCAACGCCACCACUUCAUUUAGUCCAGCGCCUGCUGCCAUGGCAAGUGCAAGUGGCAGUUUUGGACCAGGAGGCUUUAGUGGCAAUCUCGCGUACCCGUCAGUGUUUGAGUUGAACAGUGGGGAUAUGUUUGAGAAUUUCCCCAUUGAUGAGUUGUUUAAGGAUUUUUCGUGA